Hibiscus syriacus is the source of this 1141-nucleotide messenger RNA. RefSeq names its product WUSCHEL-related homeobox 1-like. The record is from RefSeq and is a predicted model, not a curated record. Gene Ontology annotation, biological process: plant organ development. Lineage: Eukaryota; Viridiplantae; Streptophyta; Magnoliopsida; Malvales; Malvaceae. The transcript is spliced from 4 exons. Gene Ontology annotation, molecular function: DNA binding; DNA-binding transcription factor activity. The coding region runs from base 12 to 1061 and encodes 349 amino acids.
UGUUGGCGAAGAUGUGGAUGAUGGGUUACAAUGAUGGUGCCGAGUUCAACAUGCCUGCUUCCUUCAAUGGUAGGAAGCUCAGGCCUUUAAUCCCUCGACCGAUAUCUUCUCCUAACAAUGAUGAGCGCUCCGACUUUUUUGCACUGAAUCAUCAACUAAGUAUGGGGGACCAAAACAAGAGGGAGUUCAAUACACAACCAGCAGUUGUGGUGAGCUCGAGGUGGAAUCCAACGCCGGAACAGCUAAGAACACUUGAAGAGCUUUACAGACGAGGCACUCGAACCCCAUCGGCUGAUCAAAUUCAGCAUAUAACAGCGCAGCUCCGUAGAUAUGGUAAGAUCGAAGGGAAGAACGUGUUCUAUUGGUUCCAGAACCACAAGGCAAGGGAACGCCAAAAACGGCGCCGGCAAAAGGAAUCAACUCAAGAUGAACACAUACGCAAACCCGACUCCUUGGAACGAAAGGAUUCAGAAACGAAUAGGACAACUUAUGAAGUCGAACAGACCAAAAACUGGGCACUCUCUACAAACUGCAGUACACUAGCAGAGGAAUCUGUAUCAAUAAAAAUGGCAGCAAAGGCAACAGUGUCAGAGUGUAGGGCAGAUGGAUGGUUCCAAUUCGAGGAAGGGGAAUUACAGCAGAGGAGAAACUUUGUGGAUAGGAAUGACACGUGGCAGCAGCAUAAGAUGCAAUUCCCUUACCCUCCUAGUCCUACUCCUAGCCCGGGUACUGGUCUUAGCUCCACUACGCCCACGGCAGCGAUUAGCACUGCGACCACCGCCAACCCCACCGUCUGCGCGAUCAGACCAAUGGACCCAAAGCACCACCACAUUUUCAAGACGCGUGAUCUCAACAUCUUUAAAUCCCCUUGCAGGCAAAAUGCAAACGUGCUUGACCACUUCAGCCAUGAAGCUGUCGACUCUCAAACCCUACAACUCUUCCCUCUUCGUUCCGAUAACUCCAAGGAAAAGAAGAACGAGAUAUCGGUCACAACCGUGCACACAAUCGACAACCUCGGUCCUAACUGCCAGUUUUUCGAAUUCCUUCCUUUGAAGAACUAAAAACCAACCAAGACAUGCUUUUUUUUUUUUUACUUAAUUUGCUACGUAGGUAAAAUUAGAGAUGUCGGGUAAUGUUUAGG